UCUUUUAAUAAGACACUCUUCCCUCUUCGAAACAAACUCUGAUAUAUAAAGGGAGAGGGAGUUCCGCAUCAGAGCCGUCUUUUAAUUUUCCUCUUCAUACAAGUUAUUAACACAAACAAUAACAAUGGCAGCAGCUUCCAAUGGAAGCGAGUUUUUUGAGUUGGACAUUGAUCCAGUGAGAGAGUCGUUUUCAAGGCCAUCGAAUGCCGAGGCGUUGGAGGAGGACGAAGAUGAACUCGUUUGGGAGGCGAUUUCGAGGCUACCGUCAAAUAAGAGAGGGAAUUUUGCCGUGAUGAGGAAGUCUCCUUCUGAGUACGAUCGAAGUGGAGGAUAUGGUGAGAGAGAAGAGAUGAUUGACGUCAGGAGGCUUGAUCGUCAUAAGCGAGAACUUGUUGUUAAAAAAGCUUUGGCUACUAAUGCUCAAGAUAAUUACAAGUUGCUUUCUGCGAUCAAAGAGAGGCUUGAUAGGGUUGGAAUCGAAGUGCCAAAAGUCGAAGUAAGAUUUGAGAACUUAAAUAUAAGUGCCAAGGUGCAAACUGGGUCAAGAGCUUUGCCUACUUUGAUUAAUGUUGCACGAGAUUUGGGCGAGGGUUUACUAACAAAACUGGGGUUAUUUCGAGCAAAGCGUUUUCCCUUAACAAUCUUGAAUGAUAUCAGUGGUGUUGUAAAACCUGGAAGGAUGACUCUGCUCUUAGGACCACCAGGCUCCGGCAAAUCGACCUUGCUUUUAGCUCUCGCAGGGAAACUUGCCAAGAACCUAAAAAAAUCCGGUAAUAUUACGUACAAUGGACAGAAGUUUGAUGAUUUUUAUGUCCAAAGGACCUCUGCAUAUAUCAGCCAAACAGAUAAUCACAUUGCAGAGCUUACUGUGCGAGAAACAUUAGAUUUUGCUGCUUGUUGGCAAGGAGCAAGUGAAGGCUUUGGAGGCUACAUGGAAGAUCUAGUUCGCUUGGAGAAGGAAAGAAAUGUGCGACCGAAUCCAGAGGUUGAUGCUUUUAUGAAGGCAUCUUCAGUUGGAGGUAAAAAGCACAGUAUUUCAACAGACUAUGUCUUAAAAGUUCUUGGUCUUGAUGUAUGUUCAGAGACAGUAGUCGGAAAUGACAUGUUAAGAGGUGUCUCAGGUGGUCAAAGGAAACGGGUUACCACUGGAGAAAUGAUUGUUGGGCCAAGAAAAACCUUAUUUAUGGAUGAAAUAUCCACUGGACUCGAUAGCUCCACAACAUACCAAAUUGUGAAAUGUAUAGGAAAUUUUGUUCAUCUAAUGGAAGCUACUGUAUUAAUGGCCCUUCUUCAGCCUGCUCCCGAGACCUUUGAUCUGUUUGAUGAUUUGGUGCUAUUAUCAGAAGGUUAUGUGGUGUAUCAAGGCCCUCGAGCAGAAGUUUUAGAGUUCUUUGAGUCAUUAGGAUUUAAAUUGCCACCACGGAAAGGGGUUGCAGAUUUUCUUCAAGAGGUGACCUCUAAAAAGGAUCAAGCUCAAUACUGGGCUGAUCAGUCAAAACCAUAUUUGUUCCUUCCCACCUCAGAAAUUGCAAAAGCAUUUAAAAAUUCCAAGUACGGAAAAUAUGUCGACUCCGAGCUUUCUGUUCCAUUUGACAAGUCCAAGAGUCAUGUUUCAGCUUUGUCAAAAACCAAAUAUGCCGUAUCAAGAUGGGAACUAUUCAAAACAUGCUUCUCACGAGAAGUUUUGCUGAUUAGCAGGCAUCGUUUUCUUUAUAUUUUUAGGACAUGCCAGGUCGCAUUUGUUGGGUUUGUCACUUGCACAUUGUUCUUGCGGACAAGAUUACAUCCCACUGACGAGAUGAAUGGGAACCUUUACCUCUCCUGCCUGUUUUUUGGGCUGGUGCAUAUGAUGUUUAAUGGCUUCUCCGAACUAUCACUUUUGAUAUUUCGACUACCAGUGUUUUACAAACAACGAGAUAAUCUCUUCCAUCCUGCAUGGGUGUGGUCCGUUGCUAGUUUUAUUCUGCGCCUACCUUACUCCAUCGUUGAAGCUGUUGUAUGGUCUUGUGUUGUAUACUACACAGUUGGUUUUGCUCCCGGGGCUGGGAGGUUCUUCCGUUUUAUGCUCUUACUCUUUUCAAUACACCAAAUGGCACUCGGUCUCUUUCGGACAAUGGGUUCAAUUGCACGAGAUCUGGUUGUUGCCAAUACAUUCGGGUCAGCUGCUCUAUUGGCUAUAUUUUUGUUGGGUGGAUUUAUCAUCCCAAAAGCAAUGAUUAAGCCGUGGUGGAUUUGGGGCUAUUGGUUGUCACCAUUAACCUAUGGACAGCGUGCAAUUUCUGUCAAUGAAUUUGGUGCCGAGAGGUGGAUAAAGAAAUCAUCUUUUGGGAACAAUACAGUUGGAAACAACAUUCUCUAUCAACACAGUUUACCUUCUAGUGAUUAUUGGUAUUGGAUUGGAGUUGGUGUUUUGUUGCUUUAUGCAUUACUUUUCAACAUAAUUGUGACAUGGGCCUUGACCUACCUCAAUCCUCUUACAAAGGCCAGGACAGUGGCUCCAGCUGAUGUAACACAAGAAAAUUCUGAUGGGAAUGAUGCAACGGCUCAGGAGUUUGAAUUGAAUCGAUCAUCAUUGAAUGAAGGCAGUAAAAACAAGGGAAUGAUUCUUCCUUUUCAACCAUUGACAAUGACAUUCCAUAAUGUCAAUUACUUUGUUGAUAUGCCCAAGGAAAUGAGUAAACAAGGUAUAACAGAAAAGAAGCUGCAGCUAUUGUCAUACGUGAGUGGAGUGUUCUCACCAGGUGUCCUGACUGCGUUAGUUGGGUCUAGUGGAGCAGGGAAGACCACUCUGAUGGAUGUAUUAGCUGGAAGGAAAACUGGUGGAUAUAUAGAAGGAGAUAUCAAGAUAUCAGGUUACCCAAAAGAGCAACGCACAUUUGCCAGAAUCUCGGGAUAUGUUGAGCAAAACGAUAUACAUUCUCCUCAACUUACAAUUGAGGAGUCUCUCUUGUUUUCUUCUAGUCUCCGGCUCCCAAAAGAAGUUAGCAAAGAACAAAGAGUGGAGUUUGUUGAAGAAGUGAUGAGGUUAGUAGAGCUUGAUACUCUGAGGCAAGCUUUGGUUGGUUUGCCAGGGAGUAGUGGGUUAUCAACAGAGCAGAGGAAGCGAUUAACAAUCGCAGUGGAGCUUGUUGCAAAUCCUUCCAUUAUUUUUAUGGAUGAACCCACAUCUGGACUUGAUGCACGAGCAGCAGCUAUCGUGAUGCGAACUGUUCGUAAUACAGUUGAUACUGGAAGAACUGUGGUUUGCACCAUCCAUCAACCCAGUAUUGAUAUUUUUGAAGCAUUUGAUGAGCUACUUCUCAUGAAACGAGGUGGUCGGGUUAUAUAUGGGGGGAAACUUGGAGUUCACUCGAAGAUUAUGAUAGACUAUUUUCAGGGAAUUAAAGGAGUCCCUCCAUGUCCUGAUGGUUACAAUCCAGCAACUUGGAUGCUUGAGGUUACUACACCUACUGUUGAAGAGAGAGUUGGUGAAGAUUUUGCUGAAUUAUACAGAAAAUCUAGUCAAUACAGGGAGGUGGAAGCUUCAAUUCUGCAUCUCAGUUCUCCUCCUGCUGGCUCAGAGCCUCUGAAGUUUGAAUCGACAUAUGCUCGAGAUGCACUGUCUCAGUUUUAUAUUUGCCUUUGGAAACAAAAUCUUGUAUACUGGAGAAGUCCACAAUAUAAUGGUGUGAGGUUAUGCUUUACUGUAAUAGCUGCAUUGAUAAUAGGCUCGGUAUUCUGGAAUAUUGGUUCAAAAAGGGACUCUACUCAAGCUUUGUCCGUGGUUAUGGGAGCACUAUAUUCUUCAUGCAUGUUUCUUGGGGUCAAUAAUGCUUCUUCAGUACAACCAGUAGUUUCAAUUGAGAGAACUGUUUUCUAUAGAGAGAAAGCGGCCGGAAUGUACUCUCCAUUAUCCUAUGCAGUAGCCCAGGGCCUUGUAGAGAUACCAUACAUUCUGGUUCAAACAAUUUUAUACGGCAUCAUCACAUAUUUCAUGGUUGAUUUUGAGAGGACGGCAGGAAAAUUCUUUCUAUUUUUGGUGUUCAUGUUCCUCACUUUCACCUACUUUACUUUUUACGGUAUGAUGGCUGUUGGUCUCACACCUUCUCAACACUUGGCUGCCGUCAUCUCUUCUGCAUUUUACUCUCUGUGGAAUCUCCUUUCGGGAUUUCUUGUCCCACAACCGAGUAUUCCGGGAUGGUGGAUCUGGUUCUACUACAUCUGCCCCAUUGCAUGGACUCUGCGGGGUGUAAUCUGUUCUCAGCUAGGUGAUGUGGAAACAAUAAUUGUAGGACCAGGAUUUGAAGGCACUGUGAAAAAGUAUUUGGAGGUUACUUUUGGCUAUGGUCCCAAUAUGAUCGGAGCGUCGAUAGCGGCACUUGUUGGAUUUUGUCUCCUCUUCUUUACUGUCUUUGCCCUCUCCGUAAAAUUCCUCAACUUUCAGAAAAGAUGAGCUUAGGAUUUACUUUCCCGAGAUGAUCGAUGCUUUUGUAGAUUGCACAAGAAUGCAUCAAAAUUAAAACAGAAAACCAUUUAUGGGACUAUUUGAUACGAAGACUCUCUUCAAUGCACCAGACUACCUGACCUGGGAACUUUGUGGUA
Messenger RNA from Populus trichocarpa (black cottonwood), 4581 nucleotides. RefSeq names its product ABC transporter G family member 31. Gene Ontology annotation, molecular function: ATP binding; ATP hydrolysis activity; ABC-type transporter activity. NCBI's taxonomy places the organism in Eukaryota, Viridiplantae, Streptophyta, Magnoliopsida, Malpighiales, Salicaceae. The record is from RefSeq and is a predicted model, not a curated record. Gene Ontology annotation, cellular component: membrane. The transcript is spliced from 24 exons. The coding region runs from base 125 to 4432 and encodes 1435 amino acids.